Molecule: messenger RNA, 526 nt
Organism: Spirometra erinaceieuropaei
Lineage: Eukaryota; Metazoa; Platyhelminthes; Cestoda; Diphyllobothriidea; Diphyllobothriidae
Source: the annotation of a GenBank genome assembly
AUGUUCCCCCGGCGUGGUGACGCCAUUUGCACUUCGCGACGGUGUGAGCUGCGCCAUCUGGCUGCGUGGGCGUGCGUGAGUAGGCUGAUUUAUCCCAAAGAUUAUUCCCCAAUGUCAGCCGACGGCCGUCUGCUUCAUUGACUUGGCCGCCACGUUCGAUUCCGUUCAUCGUGAGUCCCUCUGGCGGAUAAUGGCUGUAGAUGGUGUACCGGCAAAAAUGAUGGCCAUAAUCAAAGCCUAUUAUUGCUCAACUACUGCCAGAGUCCUGGUCCGCAACAAUCUUGCUCAACUGUUCGUUAUUCGGUCUGGCGUUCUGUUGAACUACGCCAUUGACUGGAUUCUCGGAAGGGUCCUACACGAGGGUGAAGCUGUUGAAUUUGCACCCGGACACCGACUGACUGAUCUCGACUAUCCCGAUGGUAUCGGCUUACUUGCAUCAGGUUUUGGUGAGUUGCAGUCUAUGGUGUCACGGGUGGACGAGGUCGCUCAAUCGGUCGGUUUAUGCAUAAACGCUGGGAAGACUUAA